Molecule: messenger RNA, 849 nt
Organism: Penicillium mononematosum
Lineage: Eukaryota; Fungi; Ascomycota; Eurotiomycetes; Eurotiales; Aspergillaceae
Product: C6 and C2H2 transcription factor RegA-like
Exons: 2
Coding region: 1-849 (282 amino acids)
Biological process (GO): DNA-templated transcription
Molecular function (GO): zinc ion binding; DNA binding
Source: RefSeq, a predicted model, not a curated record
AUGUAUGUCAACAGUUUUAAACACAAAGCGUAUCCUACGAUUAUUCCCACUGCGACCGAUGAUGAUGCAACUCUCGAGCGCAAGUGGCGCGAAUGGGUGGAACAUGAGUCCUUCAAAAGACUUGCUCAUCACAUCUUCAUUCACGACACCCAAGCAUCUGUUUUGCGAUCCACAAAUCCACUUAUAUCACAUAUGGAGCUCGAUCUCCCCACGCCGUUCUCACGCAAACUUUGGGAUGCGAAGACCGCCGCGCAACGGAGAUCUAUUUAUCUCCAAGAGGUUCCAAAAAGGUUAUUACCCGUACCAUCCCUGGCCGCCAGCUUGCAAAAUAUCCCAAAUCUCAGCCACUUUCCUCGUCAUGGAGAUUUCCGAAUAGCCGCACUAGCAAGUGUCCACGGCAUAUCAACGAUGAUAGCACACGGCAAACAAGCAUGUCACGAACCAUCUGGAGAGUGGAGCGCGCUGGUCAUGAAGAUCUGGCAGCAAGAACUACUGCAAGUUCUAGAGCAAUUCGAGAUUGUCGCAGUUGAGCCUGUACAGCGCCUGAUACCGGCCGUACCGCUUAUCUGCCAAACCGUCUCACUUUCGUUAUACCUGCCACUGGGUAUCCUUGAGACCUUCUCAGGGAAAGACGGUGAAAAACGGUCAUUUGAUGUAUACCAGUCAUUUAUUCAACGAAUCAGUGCUGGAAAUCUGCGACAAGCGAGCUGGCAUGCUGGCCAGGUGCUGGGCAUCGCAAGAUCUAUGCCUCUCGGGUCACUCACUGACUUUUGUGCUACUUGCCUCUACUUUUCUGCGCUUGCAUUAUGGUCCCUGGGCGCCAUUUUGUCAUCGAAUAGUCCCGCUUGA